Messenger RNA from Uloborus diversus, 722 nucleotides. RefSeq names its product prostaglandin E synthase 3-like. The transcript has 7 exons. Gene Ontology annotation, biological process: chaperone-mediated protein complex assembly; protein folding. Gene Ontology annotation, molecular function: protein-folding chaperone binding; Hsp90 protein binding. Gene Ontology annotation, cellular component: cytosol; nucleus. Bases 126 to 620 code for a protein of 164 amino acids. Lineage: Eukaryota; Metazoa; Arthropoda; Arachnida; Araneae; Uloboridae. The record is from RefSeq and is a predicted model, not a curated record.
AAUCUGGCAAUCCUAAAAUAAAAACAAUCUAGAAUAACGCGGAAAUUCCCUUUUUUGUUAAAGUGCGGCACGUGUGGAAUCGUUGUUCCUUCGAACUUAUUAUCCUCGUAAUUUAUUUUUGAAAAAUGACUGGUGACGAAAGUGCAAAAAGGCCUGCAUCUGUGCAGUGGGCUGAAAGGCGGACCCUUGUAUAUGUUUUUAUCCAUGUUCCUGAUUGUAAGAAGCCAGAUAUCAAAUUAAGUUCUGACAAGCUGGUUUUUAGAGGAAAAGAUGAAGAAGGAACUGAAUUCGAAAAUAUUCUCAAUUUCUACAAGGAUAUUAAAGUUGAGGACUCCAAAUAUUCCCACACUGAUAGAGGUAUUGAUUUUGUUUUAAAGAAAGCAGAGGAAGGACCCUAUUGGAAUAGGCUUUUAAAGGAUAAUAAAAAGUACCAUUGGCUCCGAAUAGAUUUUAACAGAUAUAAAGACGAAGACGAUUCUGAUUUCGAUGCAAAUGAUGAUGGAGAUUUUGAAGAAAUGAUGAAAAAGAUGGGAGGUUUGCAGUCUUCUAGCAAUGAUUUGGAUGAUUUGACGGAUUCUGAUGACGGAGAAGAAGCUGAGGAAGAGGAAGCAGCUGCAUAAAAUCUUAGUUCUUUUGUUUUUUAAUUCCAUUUCCCUUUUGUGAUAAUGUUCAUAAUUUUGCAUUCAUCUUGCAUGUACCAGUAAAAAUUUCUAAAAGAAAAA